AAGUGGAUAUUUGUUUCACAGCCAUCACUUUCGGGACAGUCCCAAGCUUGACUAGUAGACUACACGGGUCUCCUCUGGAAUAAGCAUGGACAUUCGCGUAUUAGCAAGCGUGUUACUGAUGGGGGCGGUGGAUGCCAUGUUCAACAUGCCCGCCAACUUCCCCAUGCCACAAGGUUAUCCGUGUGAUAUCAUGGACAAGCAGUGUCCAGGAGACAUGGUUUGCCGGAUGGUUGCAACCGCUUGUUUCAAUCCACCCUGUGAUGCUGUUAUGGCGUGUGUGGACCCACCUCAGACGGCACUGGCUUCAUGUCCCUCCGGGUUCCCUGUGAUGGCCGCUAACCGGCGGACGGAGAUGACCUGCACCCCCGGGGCACGGCAGUGUCCGAAGGAGUCCACGUGUUUCUUUGAUGCCUCCGAAAGCACCGCUGUGUGUUGCUGGAAAGUGUACAAACAAGGACAGUGCCCCAAGCCCGAGGGUCCUGGGUUCUGUGCAAGGAUGUGCCAGGACGACGGUGGUUGCCCUGGUGACCAGAAAUGCUGCAGCAACGGAUGUGGAACGCAGUGUAUGGACCGCAUGCCCCUUAUGUCAGACACAAAGCCUGGCAACUGCCCCAUGAUGCCACCGACAAUAAAUGGCCCCUGUUCCUCGAUGUGCAUGGGUGACUUCAUGUGUGGAGGUAUGAUGAAGUGUUGUCCCAGCUCGUGUGGCCAGACUUGUAUUAAUCCACAAAUGGGCCUUCCCGGAAUGACGUCUCUUGGAGGUCUUCCUUCAGGUCCGUCUCGGAACUUCCUCGGACGCCUUCAAUCCCUGUUCAGUAAUAAAAAUCCUGGAGGAAUAAUUCAACCUUCUCAAAUGGAUUCAUUUUUUCGUCCAAUGAAUUCUCCCCCAAGGCAAGCAUCAUGGCAGCAACAGCAAGCUUCUAACAGAAUGCAGGCACCUAUUCAAUCUGGAUCAAUGCAACAAAACCAAAUGCCAGGAAUGCCACCGGGUUAUAGUCAAGGUAUGGCAAAUAGUCCCCAGCCUUUCCAGUCAGGGUAUUCAACAGGACCUUCACCAGGAUAUCCAAACAAUAUGCAAAAUGGAUAUCCUACUGGACUUAAACCAGGUUUUCAGGCAUCCCAACAAGGAUAUCAAACAGGAUCAAAACCAGGGUACCCAACAGGAUCUCAGUCUGGAUUAUCUUCAGGAACUCAAUCUGGACCUCCAACAAUUGCUCCACAAGGGUUCCAAACUGGAAGUCAAUCCAAUUUCCCGUCAGGGCCUCAGGGAGGUUUUCCAAUGCAAUCGCAGCCUAUGUUUCCACCAGGAUCCCAGUCAAGGUAUCAAACAGGAUCUCAACAAGGAUAUCCCAUGAUAUCCCAGCAGGGAUUUCAAAACAGAUCCAUAUUCUCGCCGAUGGGAUUCCUCGGGGCUCAGAUGGGAUUACCAACAAGAUCUCAACCGACAUUCGGUUAUCCAAAUAACUUUCAGCAAGGAUUCUCAAGACAACCUCAACAACAGUUUGCACAACAAGCUCAGACAGGAGGGGUUCAAUCGAAUCAGCCUUCUGGAUUUGUCCCCGCCACAGGGUCUCAGUCAGGAAUACAAACAGCUGCGCCAUCAGGAAUUCAGCAACCAAAUCAAGUUGCUCCCCAAACUGUAAGCAAUACACAAGUACCCGAUUCUACAAACCAACAACCGUCAACUCCCAAAUCAGCAGAACCAACAUUCUUAAUAGACAUUCAACCUAAUUCCAACAUAGACCAGCAGACUGCACUUCAGACAGCCCUGGAAAGCAUCAUGGCUAAAAAUCAUCCCAAGCCUAAAAGCCAAUCAACUGAACCAGGUCAACCAGCUACAACCUCCACUGAACAACCAACAGUACAAUCAACAGAACCACCAACAGAAGUACCCACCAGUCAAGCAACUUCAUCAGCGCCGACGUCAACGGGUACAACAUAUCCCACCAAAACUGCAACUGCAGGUGAAUGGACACCACAGACCAACAGCACCGCUGUUGAUAUAUCAGAUACAACAACGAGCACAUCAACAGCUGAGCCUGCAACAUCGUCUACCAGUUCUCAAACCGAAACAACUAGCGACCCUGCCCUAGCGACACCUCUGCCAUCAUCACAAAAUAGUCCAGUUUCAUCCCAGGCAAGUUCAGCUGAUCCUACGCCAGUAGCCCAACUUACCCAGCCAGAUAGGCCAUCGGCCACCUUCACAGCUAUGCCACAAAGCGGAGGACCCCCGAAGCCAGGCACCUGUCCUGUGAUGUCUGCCGUGGGAACAUGUCAGAAUACGUGCAUGGUCGAUGUUAACUGCUUGGCAAAUUACAAAUGUUGUAACAUUGGACCAUGCACUGUAUGCAUGCACCCCGACAUGACCCCUACUACUUGCAGCUGGGAAAAGAGGAUGAUUGGUGGAUGUUAGAUUCUAUUCGAACGAUGUUACUCCUGUACAUAGACCGGUCCUGCUGAUCCUGGUGUCUUGUGGGUUAUGCAAAUUAAACUGCAUUUCCACUGAAAUGAUUUGGGUAGAUGUGUUCUUUUUGGUAGUUUGCUUUUGUUUUAGACUUUUAUCUAGCAUUAUGAAUAUAACAUGUGUACACGCCUGAAAAAUGUUAUCGAUAUAAAUCCCCGUUGUUUAGGCACUUAAUCAGUGUUUGCUUUUAUUGUGUGCCCUCGCAUGUGACCAGAUUCCAUUUCCCAUAGCUGGAUGUCUUUGCUGACAGUUCAGGAACAUUCGGUUUGAUAAUUUUGGAGUGGUCAUGCAUUUGAUCUUGGGCCUGUAUACCUUCACAAGUGACAUGAACUGAGGGGCAAAAAAAAAUUUAUCCUGUUUUACCGCUUACUAAGAAUACUUUUACAUGUGGCUUUAUUUUUUAAAAUAUAAUUAUAUUAAAAACUGAUAAGAUUAAACACAUUUGCAUAAUACACACCUGAUGAUGUGCAUCUUAGACAUCUUAUCUGAAAAUCAAUACAUUUGCCUUUUUGGCACAAAUUUACAUAAUUUCAAACAUGGUAGGGGUCGUGUGGUUGAAAAUUUAUUUCUUACCCAAGUCUUCACUGAACCAAUGCUACGGAUUACUUUUUAGAAAGUGACAGUUAAAUAGACAUAGUUAACAGUUCUCUCAAUUUCCAAAGUCGGAUUACUGGUGUCCCCCGCCGUGAUAUUGCUGGAAUAUUGCUAAAAGCGUCGUAAAACCUCACUCACUCACUCCAAAGUCGGUAUACUCAGUAUUGUUACUUAGUUAUUAAUAUCAUCAUCAAUAUUUCCGUCAUAUGAGGUUGUUAUGGGCAUAUCGUCUACAAUGUAAAGCUGGCUUUGCACAACAGUACUGCUGUCCAUGUAUGAGGUGGUUAUGGGCAUAUCGUUUACAAUGUAAAGCUGGCUUUGCACAACAGUACUGCUGUCCAUGUAUGAGAUGGUUAUGGGCAUAUCGUCUACAAUGUAAAGCUGGCUUGGUACAACAGUACUGCUGUCCAUGUAUUUCAAAGGCAACAAGGUCAUUCUCGGGUUGAGGCAUACGUUAUUGUAGUCCCGUACCGACAUUUUAAGUGCCCGGGCGACACACGUCACUCAGACUUGUCGUUGAAGAUUUUCUCAUUCGUGAGUCUAUGUCCUUCUGUAUUUAUGAGAUGUGAAGAGGGCAUGUAUAUCCAGUUUUAUACAAUCUCUGAAGCUCAAUAAAAUGUCAAUGAGUUA
Molecule: messenger RNA, 3688 nt
Organism: Haliotis rufescens (red abalone)
Lineage: Eukaryota; Metazoa; Mollusca; Gastropoda; Lepetellida; Haliotidae
Product: mucin-17-like
Exons: 5
Coding region: 86-2413 (775 amino acids)
Biological process (GO): neuron differentiation
Cellular component (GO): cell surface; extracellular region
Molecular function (GO): peptidase inhibitor activity
Source: RefSeq, a predicted model, not a curated record